Paracoccidioides lutzii Pb01 is the source of this 1545-nucleotide messenger RNA. RefSeq lists its product as hypothetical. The transcript is spliced from 2 exons. The record is from RefSeq and is a predicted model, not a curated record. Bases 1 to 1545 code for a protein of 514 amino acids.
AUGUCUCCUACCCGUCGUCUUCUCCGGGAAGAGAUCACCUAUUCCAAAGCUGAAAAGAAAGAAAUCAAUGUCCUCCACAAGCUGACAUACUGGCCGGAACAGAACAAGUUCUUUGGCUUCAUUCAACAAAAUUCCAACCAGGUUGAAGCUCUUGUUGCCAAUCAUCUGGGCUUGAAGGAUUUAGCAUCCUGCACUGCUGCUCCCAGGGCUGAAUGGAUGCAUGGGAGCUUCAAUCUAUGUGUACCUGUGACCACACCAGCAAAUCGUGUCCUUGUCCGAUUUCCUCUUCCCUACAGAGUUGGUGAAUACGUACGUCCCGGAAACAGUGAUGAGAAAGUCUCCUGUGAGGCAGGAACAUAUGCCUGGCUUCGGAGGGAGUGUCCAAGUGUUCCUGUUCCUCACCUCUACGGCUUUGGUCUGUCAAUGGGCCGACAUUUUACUGCAGUAGAGCAUUUGUCACCGUUCCGCCGUGUGUUUCAUCAACUUCGAUGCAAGCUACGUUCCUUGCUAGGGCUUCCCAUUCCGUCUGCUUACAUUCCUCGUCGGAACUUUGAUCCAAGCGAGAUGGGCCCGUACGUUAUUGUGGAACACAUAAAAGAAGAGGAUGGUGUGAUGCUCUCAAAUACCUGGAACGCGCUCUGCAGUGACACAUACCUGCGAAAUAAUCUCUUCCGAGAUCUAUCCCGAAUAAUUCUCACCUUAAGCCGCAUUCCUCUCCCAAAGAUAGGAUCAUUUGUGGUCGAUGACUAUGGCUUUCUACAACUUAUCAACCGACCGCUUACCAUCGAGCUACAAGACCUAGAGAAUGAGAAUAUACCCAUUGGCAUAAAUCGAAGUCAGACAUUCCCUACUGUUGACUCUUACGUCAAUGCCUUACUAUCGUGUCACGACAGCCGGCUACGCCACGAACAAAAUGCCGCCAAUGACUUCAUUGACUGCGUAAUGCAGAUGUCCGCACUUACAACGCUGCGAGCUGUGGCCCAGGAGUUUUUCGAUCAAACACUCAACAGCGGCCCAUUCAUUUUUCAGUUAACUGACAUGCAUGCGAGUAACAUCCUGGUUGACAAGAAUUGGAAAAUUAAAUACAUAAUAGAUCUGGAAUGGGCUGCUUCAUGGCCGCUUGAGUUUGUGCAGCCCCCUCACUGGCUCACCAGCCAAGCUGUGGAUGUGAUCGACCCUGAGGCUUACAAUGCGCUUCGGCAGGAGUUCAUGCAAAUUUUUGCAGAAGAGGAAAGAGAGAUUUCUCACGCGCGGAUACUCAAACAUGACUCAGACAAGGAUUUCAAGUGCUCAUCUAUGAUGAAUAAAUGCUGGGAAUCCGGCACUUUCUGGUAUACCCUCGCCCUCCAGAGCCCAACUGGGCUGCAUGCCAUAUUUUAUAAGCACAUCCAACCGAUUUUUGCGGAAGCCCAUUAUAGGGACAGCAACUUCUUUCUCAUGAUGCAUAAGUAUUGGUCACGAGACGCAUCUGACUUUCCCGUACAAAAAAUUAUCGACAGGGACGCGUAUCUAGAAGAGCUUCGAAGGGCAUUCAAUCACUCCUGA